Molecule: messenger RNA, 945 nt
Organism: Brassica oleracea var. oleracea
Lineage: Eukaryota; Viridiplantae; Streptophyta; Magnoliopsida; Brassicales; Brassicaceae
Exons: 1
Coding region: 1-945 (314 amino acids)
Molecular function (GO): nucleic acid binding; zinc ion binding
Source: RefSeq, a predicted model, not a curated record
AUGGAAGACUUCAUCGACUGGCUCAACACGGUUAAAGAAAUUUUAGAGUUCUGUCCGGUUCCUGAUGACGCUCGUGUUUCAUUGGUGGUGACCCGUUUCAAAGGUCGAGCUAUGGCAUGGUGGCAGAAGCUUAAAGAAUCUUGUCAACAAGCAAACAAGACUCGUAUCAACUCAUGGGAUCGUCUCACCAAGCAUAUGCGUCACGGAUUCUUACCGUUCAACUAUGAACGAACCUUGUAUAACAAGUUACAAAACUUAAGACAAGGAUCACGUUCAGUGGACGAGUAUGCUACUGAAUUCUUUUACAUGACCGCAAGGAUGACGACCAGUGAAACUCAACAACAACUGAUUUCUCGGUUCAUUGGUGGCCUCCGAUAUAAACUACAGGUUGCACUGGCUCAAUUCAACCCAUCCACGGUCUACGAAGCACAUCAACGAGCGGUUUCAAUGGAACUUCAACUUCGAUCCUCAGGAUCGUCGACUUCUCGAGCUCGCUUUCCAACCACAUCUGCUUUAGACACAAUAGGCCAGAGUGCUACUGAUAGAGUAUUAACACGUUCGGACACGCCUAAGGUCGGGAACAACACAGACACCAUUGCUAACUCCCGUCCUCCGCACACGAACGCACUUCGAUGUUUCACCUGUGGAGAACGAGGGCACAUACAAACGUCAUGUCCUAAACAGACUCGACGUGGCCUCGUCAUUCAAGAAGAUGAUGAUGAUGAACCACAGUAUGACAACUACAAAGACAAGCCGGAUGACUCUACAGAUGUGUUACAUGGAGAUGUUGGCCUUAGCUUGGUCGUGCGUCGAAACUGCUUGGUACCCAAGGCAUUGCAAGAAUCUUGGUUACAGACAAACGUUUUCCGUUCAACCUGUACCAUCAAUGGCAGAGUGUGUAAACUCAUUAUUGAUUCGGGCAGUUGUGCGAAUGUUAUCUCUUAA